This is a messenger RNA of Mycena citricolor, 1827 nucleotides long. Lineage: Eukaryota; Fungi; Basidiomycota; Agaricomycetes; Agaricales; Mycenaceae. The record is from the annotation of a GenBank genome assembly.
GACGAACGCUAUGGCUCAAGUGCAGAUUCAGCGACCUCUGCGUGGGUCCCGCAUAUCGACCUUUUACCCGGUCAAAACUCUCCCUUCUCUGUCCUCGCUCGACAGUGCUUUCCAGCUGCAAGAGUACAUCUCGCUCCUCAUUCGACUGGAUGUCCACGACGUGGACGCGAUCGUGUCUGUCCCAGGCCGCGGAAAGCAGAAGGAGAGCGGUUCCCUGCUUGAACCCACAGAAGAGGGCAAGGAGAAGAAGCCGGAUGUAGUAGUUGACGAGGCCUGUUGGAAGUACGAGCAGCUGAGGCGUCUUGCCCAAGACCUGUCGCAUCCCCUCAUCACUUCUCUACAGCAGGUCUGCAACAGAAGCACCUGCCCGGAAAUGAAAGCAGGAGAAUGGCUGUAUCUCUGUGUAGCUCAUGGAAAUGAAGGAGCGAUGGAGCAAUGUUGCGCGAUUGACUACAUCCUUCACACAUUGGACAGCGCCACAGCGCUCCUCAACUCACCUCGGGCUUUUCCCUCCAGAAUGCAGAUCCCUCCUGCAUCACACCGACAUUUCUCCUCUCUUGCCCGUCGAUUGGGUCGAAUCUUUGCCCAUGCAUAUUUUCACCAUCGGGAGGAGUUCGAGCAAGCCGAAGCAGAGAGCUCCCUUUAUGCUCGCUUCCUUGCGCUGACUGAAAAAUUCGAGCUAGUCCCUGCAGACUUCCUCGUAAUCCCGCCUCGGAUCGCGGCUGCCCCAAUAGAUUCCGAUCGUCGAAGCAGCGUGAUUCCCGCUAUUGAAGCGCAGCCUCCCACCCUACUGGCUGCAGCCUUGCACGUCGAAACUGCUCCCUCGCCGGAGGACUCCUUGAGUCCAGUCGACAAGGACAACAUCGUCAGCCCUGGCAGCAGUCUUGAUGAAGCCAUGAGUCCGCGGCGUUAUGGCCGCAACAGAACAGAUACGAUGAUGCUUGAAGGCGACCGAUUCCCUCCGAGUCCUGCUGUUGCUGCUGAAGACGGUCCAGUUGGUCUCGAAGCAGCGUUGGCGGACGCUGCUCUGGCGGAUCUUCCCUCUGUUUCGGCAUCGCCCGCUAUGUCGGAAUCGGUCUCUGCACCUCACGAAAGCAGCAACGAGGCUCCCGAGGCAGAUCUGUCUGCUGAACCAGAGUCGAUUUCUGAAUUGUCGGUGCUGCAGAAAGAUUCGGAUCUCGACGGCGAACCCAGUCCUACUGGCGGUAGCGCCCUUGCGCCUGAGCCGGAGGAAUCUAACAUCCCCAUCGUCUCACCGUCGUCCUCGACUGCCGCUAUCCCACUGGACGGCUCAAUCAUAAUCGACACUUCAGCCAGUCCCGUGCGCGAAGCUUACGAUGCGUCCGUCACGGCGCCUGUCGCACAAGCUGAGGAGAGCCAAUCUGGAGAAAAGUCGGAUGCAGGCGAGCAAUCGGACGAGGUCGAAAAGUCGGAUGAGGCUGGAGAGGAGAAGGCAGAGCUUGUGCCUGUUCCUGCUAUCGCUAUUGAACCCGCGACCCCGCCAGACGAGGCAGGUGAGCCAGAACUUGAGGCACCUGCAGUGGAAGCAGAUGCUGGCGAAGUAGAAAAUGUCCACGAGGGAAGUGCACAGGGCGCUGCAGUUGAGCCAUCCUCAGUGGAGGCUCAGAAACUGGAGGAAAAAUCGGAAGAGGAAGUAGAUGUCACUGAGGCACCUACGAUACACGACGAGGAGGUACCGAAGGUGGAGGCUACCUCAGAUUAGACAUUGCUUUCUUCGUGCCUCUUUACGCGCUUUCAGUGUGUGUGUAUAUAUAUACAUUUUGCUUUUUGCAAGAGGUGCUUCCUUCCCCGCAGGCUCCUCGCCGA